AUGCGCCAACUGAGCCUGCACGUCUCUGCGCUGAACGAUUCGGAGUACGACUUCUACACGACAUCUCUCAUCGAUCUCGCAGAGGAUGAAUCAGAGCCCACUGCACGGAAUAACGAAUACUUCGACAAUCUCACUGUCGGCGUACGCGAAGCACGAGCAUGGAUGAAGGGCCGCUUCUCGCACAUCCCGGUCUCCAAAAUUGACGAGAUUCUGAGGCUCUUCAGCCCGAACAUGAGUGCAGGCGAUACGCUGUCGGGCGGGCAGUUCUUCGCUGCUCUCAGACUAGCUUUACAUGUCGAGAAUGGGAGGGAGGUGGACCGUGGAUUGGCCUUUGCGCAAGCAUUCCCCCGGACAGAAUCAUCCGCUUCUCCUCCGAAACGGACGCUCCCGGUGCCCCCAAUGUCGCCGCCGAUGCUGCCUGCGACUAGCGCUCCCCAUACGCCCAAUAACCCCUUCAGUCAGGCCCAAUCAUUCUCGGCUUUGCAGCAGGAGCAUCCCAGUCCCCACCCGAACCCGUUCAACCCUUUCGUAGGUCGGAGCAGCAGCCAAUCGACGGGGCCGCCGCAGAAGUUGCCGCCACUUCCUCCUAGGAAGCCUUCUAUUCAUCAACCACCACCACGACACGCCUCCCAAGUGCCCCCCGUGCCCGAUCACGCUCCUCGGGGGCAUGUUUCGACCCCUUCCCUCACCAAGCCUGCCCACGUAACGAGUGCUUUGAUGAAGCAGUCAUUGCAAGCUAGCAAAGUGGGACAGACGCUGAAAAGGGCAGAAGAGCAGCUGGAAAAGGAACGCAUUCUGCAGGUCCUGAAGAGCAGUAAUUCGAAUGUAGGACGGGCUCGGAGCAAUAGCCCUCAUAAGCCUCCCCCACCCCCGCCUCCGCGCCCGACAUCGUCCUCAGGUUCAGGCUCGGAGGUCAACUCUUCUUCUGUGCCGCCACUUCCGAAACGACGUUCCUUCGUAGAUCGAGCUAGAGCAGCCUCACCGCCGGUUUCGACUACGUCUCUCGAGGAAGUCGCUUUCGCUAGACCACACGUCAACACCAACGUAUCCUAUGGCUACGCAGCCAGCCCGUUCAAAACGCCAGACCAAGCGUUCAAGGAAGCAUCAUAUUUCACGAGAUCGCCUUCCGUCUCACCAACACGUUCACCGAGUAAAGAUCUACCGCCCCCGAAGCAUCCUCGUCGCAAACCACCGCCACCGAUCGAGAGCGCCUUCUCCUCUACGUCGUCCGCGUUAUCGUCAGCUGAUUCUACGUCGUCUACCACUUUGCGAGAUAGGCAGAGAGGCGAGGAUCUGAAUCAGCCUUUGAACGAUUCCCCUACUUCGCGGAUCUUCCGUUCGAAAUCCGUUCACUAUCCAUCGCCUCCCCCACCCGUUCCGCCACCUCUCCGCAAGCGUCGUCCGGAAAGCGUCCAAGUUGUCGGCGGCCUCGCAUCGUUAGAGCAUGCUUCCCAAAAUACAACUUCGCCGUUUCCAUUCAGAGGCCCUCGAAGUGAAGGAGGGAGCAACGGCAGUGUCGCUGGUAAUGGCGCUCUUCUCUCCCGCCACGUCUCCAUGUCGGCUUCCACACCCUCGCCAAGGGCUCCUCAUUACCGCAACAGCGCUCAAAACGUCGGUGGGGUAGAUAACGGCGAAAGCCCUUUCCACCGCACGCUAGCCACGUUGCAGCCCAAACUAGACGCCCUUCAGCCGAAGUUGGAUAAAGUGCGGUAUAAGGCUGAGGCCGGUCUGUCGAGGAGAGGGUUUGUGAGGGAAAGGGGAUGGAGAGAGGGUGAAGACGAGCAAGGGUUGAUGGGGGGUACGAGGUCUGGGCAAAGGGGCUCGCCGUCGGAUUCCGAUGGAUGGGAGAGAAUUGGUGGUAUGGAUGGUGGGCCGGAUGUUGAUAGCGGGGACGAAGGGAGCAGCACGGCGAAUGGGAAUGAUGAGAGGGGUAGACGAUUGAAUGGGCCCCGGGAGCCUGGUCAGCCACUCUUCAGCGAGAAGGAUAACCUGAAGCUACCUCCCGGAGAUGGAUGGAAGCCUCUGUGA
Pleurotus ostreatus (oyster mushroom) is the source of this 2028-nucleotide messenger RNA. RefSeq lists its product as uncharacterized. The transcript is spliced from 3 exons. NCBI's taxonomy places the organism in Eukaryota, Fungi, Basidiomycota, Agaricomycetes, Agaricales, Pleurotaceae. The record is from RefSeq and is a predicted model, not a curated record. Bases 1 to 2028 code for a protein of 675 amino acids.